Messenger RNA from Gryllus bimaculatus (two-spotted cricket), 279 nucleotides. The record is from the annotation of a GenBank genome assembly. NCBI's taxonomy places the organism in Eukaryota, Metazoa, Arthropoda, Insecta, Orthoptera, Gryllidae.
AUGGGACACCGACGAGAGUUCCUGUCCGUGACUCGCGUCCGCUCCUGUUGCAGCCCCGACGCCUGGUACAGCACGAGCUCCUUCUCCCGCUCGUACUCGCAGGAACAGGAUCCCGAACCGGGCAGCGGGCGGUACCUGCCCGACGGCGCGCCCAAGCGGACGAGAGGAGGCCGAAGACCGAGCCUCGAACGGCAGACCACGCUCUACGAUGACGUCUACUACACGGACGUCUACGCCCCCGCCGAGCAAGCGUACAGGUGGGUGUGCCCUCCGAUGUGA